Trichoderma citrinoviride is the source of this 2334-nucleotide messenger RNA. RefSeq names its product Noc2-domain-containing protein. The coding region runs from base 1 to 2334 and encodes 777 amino acids. Gene Ontology annotation, cellular component: Noc1p-Noc2p complex; nucleoplasm; nucleolus. The record is from RefSeq and is a predicted model, not a curated record. Gene Ontology annotation, biological process: ribosomal large subunit biogenesis. Lineage: Eukaryota; Fungi; Ascomycota; Sordariomycetes; Hypocreales; Hypocreaceae. The transcript has a single exon.
AUGGGGUCCUCAAAAAAGAAUCUGAAGGCGACCAAGAAGUUCGAAAAGAAGCACCUGAAGGAUGUCCUGGACAAGAGAAAGGCGGGCGCAAAGCUCAAGCAGAAGCUGCAGAUCAGAGAGAAGCAAAAGGCGAAGCGAGCGCAAGACUCGGAAUUCAUAAAGGGCUCAAAAGAGGGCAACGAUGCUGCCGCUGUCAAGAAGCCUGCUGGCAAGGUCAAGAAGGUCACCGAGAUGAGCGUCGACGAUUUCUUCCAGGGCGGCUUCGAGGACAUCAUCGACAAUAACAAGGCCAAGGCUGGCAAGCUGGGCAAGCGGAAGCGAGGCGACGCCAAGGAGGCGGAGGACGAGGCGAGCGAGGGCAGCGACUCUGAGGUUUCCAUUAGCGGCGCCCCUGUUGCGAGCGACAGCGAGGAUGAUAGCGGCGACGACGACGACGACGACGAUGCUGCGGGGCCUGGCAUGAGCAAAGAAGCCAUGAAGGGCCUCGCCGAGAAGGACCCCGAGUUCUACAAGUUCCUGAAAGAGAACGACCCCGAAGCGCUGGAUUUCGACGAGAACGCAGACCUCGCAGAGGUGGACGAGCUCAGUGCCGGCGAGGAAGACUCGGACGAGGAGCUGCCAAAGAAGAAGAGGAAGAAGGGCAACAAGGCGGAUGAGGAGGCGGCGCAAACCAACGAGCUGACCCGCAGCCAGGUUGCAGCUUGGAGGAAGGCAAUGACGGAGACCAAGUCUCUACGGGCCACCAGACAAGUGGUGCUCGCGUUCCGAUGCGCUGCCCACCUGAACGAGGCCGACGAGGAAGGCCAGGCCGACCAGCGAUGGUCCAUCAACAGCCCCGAGGUCUUCAACGACAUUCUGCUGCUUGCUCUCAAGGAGGUGCCGCUGGUUAUGAACCACCACUUGCCUGUGAAGGAGUCCGCGGCGGGCAAAGUCUAUGUGCAGACGGAGGGAAAGAAGUUCAAGACGCUGUCGCUGCUGCUCAAGUCUUACAUCUCGUCCAUCAUGCACCUCCUCAGCACGCUCUCCGACGAUGGCACAAUUACGGUCACGCUCCUGGCCAUUGUCGAGAUUCUGCCGUACCUGCUCUCCUUCAAGAAGCUCAUCAAGGCUCUGGCCAAGUCCAUGGUCAACCUGUGGGCCCAAGCCGCCGGCUCCCACUCGUCCCGCGUGACCGCCUUCCGAGUCAUUCGCCGGCUCGUCAUCAUCAGCGACAAGGGCAUCCGGGAAACGGUCCUCAAGGCCGUCUACCAGGGCCUCGUCCAGGGCUGCCGCGUCACCAACCACAACACGCUGCCGGGCAUCGACAUGAUGAAGUUCUCCGCCGCCGGGCUCUGGGGCAUCGACCCGGCCGUUGGCUACACCACGGCCUUUACCUUUAUCCGCCAGCUCGCCAUCCACCUCCGCAACAGCAUCGUCAACAACAAGAACAACUCGUUCCGCAUGGUCUACAACUGGCAGUUCACCCACUCGCUCGACUUCUGGGCCCGCGUCCUCGCCGAGCACUGCACGCCCCUGAAGGAGGCCGAGGCCGGCAAGGAGAGCCAGCUGAGACCGCUCAUCUACCCCCUCGUGCAGGUCACCCUCGGCGCCAUGCGCCUCAUCCCGACAUCCCUCUACUUCCCCCUCCGCUUCCACCUCGUCCGCUCGCUGCUGGUGCUGUCGCAGGCCGCCGACGUCUACAUCCCGCUGGCCUCGCCCCUGCUCGAGGUGCUCAACUCGGCCGAGAUGAAGAAGCCCCCCAAGGCGUCAACGCUCAAGCCCCUGGACUUUGCCGUCUCCUACAGAGCGCCCAAGUCCUAUCUCCGCACGCGCGUCUACCAGGACGGCAUCGGCGACGAGGUGGCCGAGCUGAUGAGCGGCUUCCUGUUCAUCUGGUCCAAGUCCAUCUCCUUCCCCGAGCUCGCCCUCCCCGUCAUCAUCCAGCUCAAGCGCUGGCUGAAGCAGGUCAGCAACAAGGCGAGCGGCAACAAGAACGCCAAGCUCGUCUCGCAGUUCUCCGUGCUGGUGCAGAAGCUCGAGGCCAACGCCAAGUUCAUCGAGGAGAAGCGCGCGAGGGUGGACUUUGCGCCCAAGCACCGCAGCCAGGUGGACGCCUUCCUCAAGGACCUUGACGCGGCCAAGACGCCGCUGGGCGCGUACGUCGUGGCGCAGGCGGCGGCGAGGGCGGAGCGCGCAAAGGUGCUUGCCGAGGCGAGGAAGGAGGAUGAGAAGAAGAGGAAGGAGGAUGAGCAGAAGGGGGAUGGUGAGGAUGAUGAAGAAGAGGACAGUGGGGAUGAUGUUGAUUUGGCGGAGGGUGAUGACGAUGAUGAAGAUCGGGAUGAGGACGACGAGUAG